GUUGUAAUCCCUUCACUACCCCAAUUUUGAUGUUAGUUACAGGGUGGCGCAAAACAAAACUGAAGUCGGUUAUUCAAGAAUAAUGAGAGUGACGACUCCGAAGCCCCUUCUUCGCCCUCCCAACUUUUCCUCCAAAAACAAAUAUAAAAAAAAUGGAAUUAAAAAAAUAAAAAAUUAAAGAAAAUGCUUAUCUUUCUUCUCUUUUUGAUCUUUCCAGAAAUUCAUAAUAUCCCACCCAAAUUAACUAAGGAAAUUAUAAACCCCAAGAAAAGGAUUUUUUUGAAGUUGAAGAAGGAUCAAGAGAGAAAAAUAGAAUUAAAGAUUCACUUACUAUGUAAAACUUUUAAUUCAGACAAUUUCUUAGUUAUUGGUCCUCAGGAUUCUGCCUAUAUCUUUCUUGUUUUGGAUUAUAAUUAGAUUCUUGAUUCAUUAAAUUAGGUGAAAUGUUUUAAUUCAGAUAAAUCCCACAUCAAAUUUCUUUACUUGCUUUUUGGUGAAUCCGAGUUUUGUCUAAUUUUUCAUUUUUGGUUAAAGUUAGAUUCUUGAUUCAAAUUCAGAUAAAUCCUAGGUUAAAAUGUUCAUUUUCUUUUUUGACAAGAGGCUUUUGUUGGAUGGCUUAUAGAUUCUGGUUGGGGAAAAAGGUUGAAAGCUAUUUUCGCCCGAAAAAAUAUAAGGAGGCUCCAUUUAUAGGAGGGCAUUGCCAUCAAACUAUUGUGUGCAUUAGGUGAUUUAAGUUUUAAUUCAGUCAUGGACCUUAAAUAUGGACGUGGAACCUGUAAUCAUUCUCGAACAGAUGCAGUGGUUACCAAAAGUAUAACUGAGGCCAGUUCACCAAUAACCUUUCUCCAGGAUUCUAAACACGAGAGUCAAAGUACAACAGGCCCGGAUUCUAUCUUAAAUGGAACUGUUUCAGGGUCAAGUAAAAGUUCAGAACUUUCCGGUUCCACGUUUUCAUCCUCGUCUGGUUAUUCCUCAGAUGAUUUCAUACUAAUGAAUCCAAAAAUAGCAUCCAACUCUAUCGCAUCAACUGUAGCACCUUCUAAAUUUCCUCCCUAUGCCAAGCCUUUAUCUCAAGAGGACUACAAUGAUUUGAAAGUGAAUACAUCAACAAGUUCCACCUCGCAGGUUUCAGACACCACUGAUGAAUCUUUAUCGCCAACCGUAUCACUUACAAAAUCUCCUUCUAUCCAAGUGAUGGAAAGGCAGGGAGGUUAUGAUCUCAACAGAGUUCCAUCUUCGAUUUUUGGAAGUAAAUCCUCAACACCUAAUGAAUGGAGUGCUGCCUCUGAUGAGUCACUAUUUAGUAUCAACGUCAGUCUUGCGAGGGAUCAUGGAGAUCACUUGAAGUCAGGGGAACUACCCAGGGGUGUGGAAUUGGACAGAUAUGAAGAAAUUAGUAAGUCUGGAAAGCUAAUUAGCUUUAGGCACUCACCAGCUGUAAAAGAAGAACAUACGGAAAAGAGUUCUGAUACAAAAAAGAGUGUGCUUGAUGGAAACAACCUUUUUGUUGGAGGAAGUCGGCAUAAACUAAUUAAGAAAGAACAAGAUUCUGAAGAGGAAAUAAAAUUAAGAGGGAACAAAGACUAUUCAACUGCGAUUGUCCAUUCCGAAGGGAACAGAGGGUUUAGAGACUCCUACAAUGCUAUUCACAUUUCCAAUGGUAAUGAUAAGUCCUUAGCUUUUCCAACAGAAAGAAAGUCCACCGAACCUUUUCGCGAUGUUUAUUACAAAAAAAAGAAGUCCAGAUGGCGAUUGUGCUUCUAUUCCUGUUGUAGCUGCGUCUGUUGCUGCUCUGGAUGGCCAAGCUGUUCCUGUAAGUGCUCAGGUUGCUUCUCUUGUAAGUGGUCAAACUGGAAAUGUUGCUCUUGUAAGUGGUCAAGCUGGAAAUGUUGCUCUUGUCAGUGGUUAAGCCGGAUAUGUUGCUCUUGUAAGUGGUCAAGUUGGAAAUGUUGUUCCUGUAAGUGGUCAAGCUGGAAAUGUUGCUCUUGUAAGUGGUUAAGAUGGUCUUCUUGUUGCCAUAAGUGGUCAAGUAAACAUGGCUUCUGCUGCAAAUGAUGGGACUACUACCUUAAUUGUCCAACCUAUCCCAGCAGAACUGCAGCGACGGAGUCAAAAUUUUCACCAGGGGUUCAUCGUCAACUAUGUAUACUACGUAAAAAAGAUUUUGACCUUUUAUUACAGUGUGAUUUUCGACCGAAGAAGUUCAGAUGAACCCCUUCCACCCCUGUAGCUCCGUCCACGAGCAAGCAAAACUAAGGCAUGGGGUUAUUACAUUUAGUUGAACUAAUAUAUACAUAUAUAACCUUUUUUUUAAAAAAAUGUAUACAUAUAAUAUAGAAUCACACUUGUUCUUAA
Molecule: messenger RNA, 2355 nt
Organism: Capsicum annuum
Lineage: Eukaryota; Viridiplantae; Streptophyta; Magnoliopsida; Solanales; Solanaceae
Exons: 4
Coding region: 748-2055 (435 amino acids)
Source: RefSeq, a predicted model, not a curated record